This is a messenger RNA of Eremothecium sinecaudum, 4194 nucleotides long. RefSeq names its product Arf family guanine nucleotide exchange factor GEA2 (gene GEA2). Gene Ontology annotation, biological process: regulation of ARF protein signal transduction. Lineage: Eukaryota; Fungi; Ascomycota; Saccharomycetes; Saccharomycetales; Saccharomycetaceae. The transcript has a single exon. The record is from RefSeq and is a predicted model, not a curated record. Bases 1 to 4194 code for a protein of 1397 amino acids. Gene Ontology annotation, molecular function: guanyl-nucleotide exchange factor activity.
AUGAGGGGUCAAGAUGCGGCAGUUGACUCUGUUACAAUUGUUAUCAAAGAAUGCAUCACAUUAUCUACUGCGAUGCGAAAAUUCAGCCGUUAUUCCUCGCAAACCGGUGUCGCUGCUUUAUUAGGUGGAGGAAGCGAGAUAUUUAGUAACAAUGACACGCUGUUAGCUGAUAACUUUAAUAACCUUUCUUCCAGCAAACAAAAUGAUCCUUUAUUAUCUGGUUUUAUCCAACUUCGUUUAAUGUUGAAUAACCUGAAGGUGUUGCAUGAUGUUGAUUCCCUUACAGUACUACAACCAUUCUUACUUGUUAUUAGCACUGGAUCUACUUCUGGAUACAUCACCUCCAUUGCAUUGGAUUCGGUUCAUAAGUUAUUCACAUAUGAUAUUAUAAACGAAAAUUCGAAGAAUCAUGUUGCUGCCGUGAGACAAACUGUUAAUUCCUUAACUCAUUGUCGAUUUGAGGGUUCUGAGCAAACAUCAGAUGAUUCUGUUUUACUGAAGGUAUUAUCCUUGCUUGAAACGAUUGUGAAAUCAAAAUUUGGAGAUGUUUUAUCUGAUUCACUGAUGAUGGAGGUGAUACAAACCGUGAUGUCGCUCGCUUGUAAUAGGCGGAGAUCAGAAGUUUUACGCAAAGCCGCUGAGAUUAGUAUGCUUUCAAUAACUGUAAAGAUAUUUGAUAAAUUAAAGUAUGUCGAGCCAACUAACGUCAAGAAAUAUAUUAAUGACGAAAGUAUCUCAACGGCAGUUCUUACGGAAGAUUUCAUAGGAACAGGUGAUUCAUCUCUUAACAAUCGAUUCGAAAACGAGUUACGCCUUGGCACCGAAAGUGCUGACAUAAAUUCAGAUGAGCACUCUAAAAGCGAAAACAACGAACCUAACUACGGUUUGCCAACGGCAAAAGAUUAUUUGGGUAUUUUAGUAUCUUUGGUUAUUCCGGAUUCUCCGAAUAAGCAAUAUUCUUCAAAGGUUUUUGGUUUACAUCUUUUAAACACGGCAAUCGAACUUGCAGGUGACAGGUUCCCUGAGCAUCCAAGGCUAUUCAGCUUAGUGUCUGAUCCAAUUUUUAAAAGCCUGCUAUAUUUGAUUCAGAAUAGUGAUAAAUUAUCUCUGUUGCAGGCAGCCUUACAACUGUUUACUACGGUAACGGUAAUUCUGGGAGAUUCUCUACAAAGUCAAAUUGAACUAACUCUGAAAUCCAUUUUUGAUAUUCUACUCGAGGUGAAAACAGGUAACGACGUAAAACCAAGACCCUCAGUUGUAAAGGAGUUGAUGAUAGAACAAAUAUCUAUAUUGUGGACAAGAUCUCCCUCAUUUUUUACUUCGAUUUUUGUCACAUAUGAUUGUAACUUUCAUAGAUCAGAUUUGGCUGUUGACAUAUUGAAAGCUUUGACGCGAUUAGCACUUCCGGAGUCAGCUUCGACAACUGCUGAUAGUGUUCCUCCAAUAUGUCUUGAAGGGCUUAUAUCUGUUAUCGAUGAUAUGCAUAGCCACCUAGACAAAGAUGGCACUUUCGAUCCUAAUAAGAAAACAGAACUCUUGUUACAAAGAGAUCGUAAAGCGGAGUUUAUUAAGUGUGUGGAAGAGUUCAACCAAAAACCUGAAAAAGGCAUCCCUGUGCUGAUUGAAAAGGGGGUCAUAAAGGACAAUUCGGAUGAGGAAAUCGCUCGCUUCUUAUUCCAGAACAAUGGAAGACUUAAUAAGAAGACUAUUGGUGAAUAUAUAGCAACGCCUGAUAAUCUUCCUCUUCUAAAAUCUUUUAUUAACCUCUUUGAGUUUAAAGACUUAAGGGUUGAUGAAGCUAUAAGGGUACUGUUAACGAAAUUUCGGUUACCUGGUGAGUCACAGCAAAUUGAAAGAAUAGUGGAAACAUUUUCAGCUAAAUAUGUUGAAAGUCAAGAAUACGAUGAGAGUAAGGCAGGCCAAGAUAUAGAAGGUGAUUACACAUGCGUUCAGCCAGAUGCGGAUUCCGUGUUUGUUUUGAGUUACUCAAUUAUUAUAUUAAACACGGACUUGCAUAAUCCACAGGUUAAAAAGCAUAUGACUUUCGAUGACUAUACUUACAAUUUGAAGGGUUGUAACAAUGAAAAAGAUUUUCCAUUGUGGUAUUUGGAGAAAAUUUUUGGCUCAAUUCGGGAUAAGGAAAUUGUGAUGCCAGAAGAACAUCACGGUAACGAAAGGUGGUUUGAUGAUGCCUGGAAUAAUUUGAUCUCUUCAACUACAGUCCUCACAGAAACUGAAAUGCAACGUUCAAACGUGCUUGCAGAGCUAGACCACGAUUCUAUAUUGAUGUAUGACAAGGCUGUGUUUGAAACGGUUGGUAAAUUGAUAAUCUCUACUUUAUUCAAAAUUUUUAAAGUUGCAUCCGACGAUCAUAUAAGUACGAGAAUGCUCACAACAGUAGAUAAGUGUUCUCAAAUCGCUGUUUUCUUUGGAUUCAAUGAACUCUACAAUGAAAUUCUAGAGAUGGUAAUUCAACUCACGACUUUAAUAGGAGAGAUUGAUGACGUUGGUAACAAUGUCGAAAUGACCGAUAUACCUGUUGUUCGUAUCCUCGUGGAGGAUACUAGUGAAGCAAUAUGUGUAUCUUCAAUUGCUGUCCGGUUGGGUCACGACUUCAAAGCUCAAUUGUCGACUUUUGUGUUGUCUAGAAUAUUGCAAAAUUGUUCCAGUGCCGUAAUAAACACUGGAGUAUGGGAUCAGUUAACUAAGAUGCUAUUAGCGCUAUUUGAGAACUUGUUAAUUAACCCGGAUCUUUUCCCUUCGUUGCAAGAAAGCUUAGGCUUGGGUCCUCUGCCAAAACCAGGUGCUGAAUACGAUGUUAAUAAGACCAAGUAUACAAAGGGUCUGCUGUACACUUUUGCAUCUUAUUUAAAGGGUGAUGAGGAACCCACUGAAGAGGAAAUACAUUACUCUGUAAAAGGUCUCGAAUGCAUUACGAGCAGCAAUUUGGCAUCAUCGGUAUUUAUUAAUGAAAGGAAUCUCACUUCCGGAUUACUGUCGUCUCUGCUGAACUCCAUGAACAAGAAGAAGACAUCGGAAAACGCUAGAUUUUUUGAGGAGGAAAUCCUCUUCUUAAUGGAAAUAGGCUUGCAAAUAUAUUUCAGAUCUGAUUGCGACGCUGAAAUUGGAAAGUUGUUAAUGGAGGAGCUAACAUCCCUAUUUGACGUUAAUGGUGUCUCUAAUACCUAUUUGCAUCGCUUAACUGUUUACAAGUUAUUUUUGUUGUCUUCUGUUAAGAUGACAGAUUGUUUACUAGAUUUGAUCAAAGAUGGGUUGUUAUUUAAGAAUGAGGUUUACGAUAAAAACUUCUUUAAUAGUAAGAUUGGACAAACUGUAUUCCAAAGGUUGUUGGAAUUAGCAAAUGAUGAAUAUUACAUCUCUGCUGUACUUGGGCUGGAAAGUUUCUGGAAAUUACUGCGGAAAUACGUUUCCUACAAAAAACUAAUCUUAAUGAUUUACAAAUUCUUGGAUGAGAUAAUAAGAAUUAAUUCCAACGCAGUGACAGAUCAAAACUUUAUGUGGUUGCUUGGAUUACUCGAUGAACUGUCUUCUAUCGGUGCCAUCGCAGGUCAAUGGGAGGAUGAAUACAAACGUUUGCAAAAAUCUGGUAAUAAGGUGGUGAAAGAGAAUCCACACCAAGAGACGGUUGAGUUAUCGUUAAGAUCCAUUGACCUAACGGCCCUUCUUGUAUCAAUAAAAAAGGACUUGACUAAAAAUCAAAUAUUCGCGCUUGUGCAAGCAUUGGCUCACCAAUGUUUGAAUCCAUGCUCUCAGCUACGUUCACAUGCUUUGACCUGUUUGGAGACCACAAUGACCGAGAAACUUGUUGAGUCGGGUAAUAAAGUUGAAAUAUCAGAGCUACUUGAGAAUGGAUUGUUUCCGCUUAUCGACAAUACUAAAACUAGUAAUUCGGUCCAACUGUCUGAAAUGAUUUCGGUUUUGUCUAAAGUUUACCUGUUUUAUUUAAAAAAAGGUGAAACAGAUAAUGUGACGUAUUUGAAAGUCCAAAAUAUUUUCAAUAGAUAUAUUGACAACCCAAAAAUAGAAGAAAAGCUACAGGAGUUAAUUACAGCCAAGAAAGAAAUCGAUCGAGAACUGCACGGCAGUAAGGAAACAACCCCAAUAAAUGGUUGUAUGAAGACGACAACCGAAAAACCUCUCUCUAAUGUCCUUACGGUCGAAGAUCAUGAAUAA